ACGACGAGAAGUGAAUUUACAGACGAUUUAAGAGAGAGAAAGAGAGAGUUUAGAGAGAGAAAGCAAUGGAAAGGUAUGAGAUAGAGAAGGAUAUUGGGUCUGGGAAUUUUGGGGUUGCGAAGCUGGUGAAGGACAAAUGGAGUGGCGAGCGCUUUGCCAUCAAGUUUAUUGAGAGAGGCCAGAAGAUUGAUGAGCAUGUACAGAGGGAGAUUAUGAACCACAGGUCCUUGAAGCAUCCAAAUAUAAUAAGAUUUAAAGAGGUGUUGUUGACACCAAACGAUUUAGCAAUUGUGAUGGAAUAUGCAGCUGGAGGUGAACUUUUCGAAAGAAUAUGCAAUGCUGGUCGAUUCAGUGAGGACGAAGCAAGAUAUUUCUUUCAACAGCUCAUAUCAGGAGUCAGCUAUUGUCAUUCAAUGCAAAUUUGCCACAGAGAUCUUAAAUUGGAGAACACUCUUCUGGAUGGAAGCUCAGCCCCGCGUCUCAAAAUUUGCGACUUUGGUUAUUCCAAGUCAUCUGUGUUGCAUUCCCAACCGAAAUCAACUGUUGGAACACCGGCAUACAUUGCACCGGAAGUCCUGUCAAGAAAAGGGUAUGAUGGCAAGAUUGCGGAUGUUUGGUCAUGUGGGGUUACCUUGUAUGUCAUGCUUGUUGGUGCUUAUCCCUUUGAAGAUCCAGAAGAUCCAAGAAAUUUCAGAAAAACACUUCAGAGGAUUCUUAGUGUCCACUAUUCAAUUCCGGCCUAUGUACGUGUUUCCAUGGAGUGCAGACAUCUGCUUUCUCGAAUCUUCGUUGCUAACCCAGAAAAGAGAAUAACUAUCCCGGAAAUAAAGCAGCAUCCGUGGUUUCUAAAAAACAUCCCAGUAGAAUUCAUGGAAGAAAUUGGCCUCCCAAACAAUGACCACAAUUAUGAAUCAUCAUCCCAAAGCAAUGAAGAAAUAUUGGCAAUAAUUCAAGAAGCUAGAAAACCUGCUGUGAACGGCACCAAAUAUGGGGGACAUUUACUUGGGAGCAUGGAUCUUGAUGAGAUAGACGACGCUGAAAUAGAUGAUAUAGAGACAAGUGGUGAUUUUGUUUGUGCGUUAUGAGUUUGAGUUUAUAUCGAGAUUUUCCAUUAUGUCCGAUGUAUCCUUUACACGAGCAUAGUGGGAUUUUCGGUUCAAAUCAUAUAUACAACUUUUUGCACUCUGUAGCUGCAGGGAGGCCAAAUGCCAUUUCCAGAAAGUGGUUGGAGUUGGAGAUAAGGCCUUUUUUUCAUGUGGUGUAUUGGGGAAUCAAACUGUCUCUUUAAAGAUUGAUGUUUAUUUUCCCUUGCUUGGAGUUUGCUGUCUAGGUCAAUGGUGUGAAAUGGCAUUUCCAUUGUGGGGGGACCUUAUGGCCGUUGCUUCUUAGGUUUGUAAUUUGCAAAUUCUCAUAAUGCUCUUCUGCUUUUUAUAUAUGGAAUCAUAGCUGGAUUAAGACAA
Molecule: messenger RNA, 1460 nt
Organism: Pyrus x bretschneideri (Chinese white pear)
Lineage: Eukaryota; Viridiplantae; Streptophyta; Magnoliopsida; Rosales; Rosaceae
Product: serine/threonine-protein kinase SAPK2
Exons: 8
Coding region: 66-1085 (339 amino acids)
Biological process (GO): protein phosphorylation; intracellular signal transduction
Molecular function (GO): protein serine/threonine kinase activity; ATP binding
Source: RefSeq, a predicted model, not a curated record